Molecule: messenger RNA, 870 nt
Organism: Cannabis sativa
Lineage: Eukaryota; Viridiplantae; Streptophyta; Magnoliopsida; Rosales; Cannabaceae
Product: sec-independent protein translocase protein TATA, chloroplastic
Exons: 2
Coding region: 310-762 (150 amino acids)
Biological process (GO): protein transport by the Tat complex
Cellular component (GO): membrane
Source: RefSeq, a predicted model, not a curated record
CAACUAACAUAAUAAUAAAAAGGGAAUAUAAAAAAAAAAAAGAAGAGAAAAUUAUAUUAUUUGCUGGUUCAAUUCAAUUUUUCUCAAAAAAAAAUUCAAUUAUUAAUACAUAAAAUUUUGUACGUGAGAUAAACAUGUAAGAAAAAUCUACCUAAUCCAUGUUCAAACACAGGUAGGCCCCACAGUCUCCUUCUCCAAAUCUCAAAUGUUAUCUAAUCAUCCACAACCCAAAUCACACAAAAUUGAAAAUUCAACCAAAACCCUAAAUCAGAAACUGUGAUAUAAGAAGAAUUCUUAGCCCGAUUAACCAUGGAGAUUUCUUCAAUUUCUUUAUCACCACCAACACCUCUUCCUUGUCUGCCUUUAUCUUCGUCCCGUUCUAGCUUUUACGUAAACAAUGUCAACGGGACCGCUUUCGGGAGCAGGAAGGUAGAUGCGUUGGUUUUAGGUCGAAGCAGAGCCAAAUUCGGAACCGAGCGAGCUAGAAAGGGUAUGACUUGUAAUGCUUUGUUUGGUCUUGGUGUACCUGAGCUCGUUGUUAUUGCUGGGGUUGCUGCUUUGGUUUUUGGGCCCAAGAAGUUGCCGGAAGUCGGCAAGAGCAUUGGAAAGACUGUCAAGAGCUUCCAACAGGCAGCAAAGGAGUUUGAAUCUGAGCUUAAGGGACCCGAAGUGACAGAAGAAGCCCCUGUGGACAAACCUACGGCAGUGAUUGAAGAAGAGAAGCAAGAUACCAAGGUCCCCAGCUCAAAAGAGACUGUAUGAGAUUCUAUUGUAUUAGUUUUAUUUAUUAUGAUACUUGCUGUAACACUUUUUUACCAUUACCUGAAUCAAUUUUUUAGGCAGCUUAAUAAUAUGGUCAAUCUUUCUCAA